Molecule: messenger RNA, 1359 nt
Organism: Dovyalis caffra
Lineage: Eukaryota; Viridiplantae; Streptophyta; Magnoliopsida; Malpighiales; Salicaceae
Source: the annotation of a GenBank genome assembly
AUGGAGUCGACAACAGCCGUCUCCUUCUUCCUCCUUCUCUGUUUCCUCCACCAUUCCUCAGCCACAACAUCAAGUUCAACCAUUACUUUUCCAAACGAAGCACUCCCCACAAAAUCAGGUUACCUCCCGGUCAACCCCAAAACCAACUCGGCUAUUUUCUACACCUUUUAUGAAGCCCAAAAACCAACUUCACCUCUUUCCAGAACCCCACUUCUCAUUUGGCUCCAAGGUGGCCCCGGCUGUUCCUCCAUGACUGGCAACUUCCUCGAACUCGGCCCUUAUCGCGUUGUCGAAUCGCAAAACAGCGAACAGCCUGCUCUUCAACCCAAUUUAGGCUCCUGGAACCGCAUUUUUGGCCUCAUUUUCAUUGAUAAUCCAAUAGGAACCGGAUUUAGUAUCGCUUCGAACCCUGAAGAGAUACCGAGAGACCAGCACACUGUUGCUAAGCAUCUCUUUGCUGCGAUCACUGAGUUUAUAGAAUUAGACCCCGUGUUCAAGACUCGCCCGAUUUAUAUAACCGGAGAGAGUUAUGCAGGAAAGUAUGUUCCUGCAAUUGGUUAUUAUAUUUUGAAGAAGAAUAUGAAGCUGCCUGUGUCAAAACAAGUGAAUCUGAAAGGUGUUGCCAUAGGUAAUGGGUUAACGGAUCCGGUGACACAAGUCAAAACUCAUGCUCUGAAUGCUUACUUUUCUGGAUUGAUCAAUGAGAUACAAAAAGGUGAAUUGGAGGAAGCUCAAAGGAAGGCAGUGAAGCUAGUUAAAAUAGGAAAUUGGAGUGCGGCAACAGAUGCAAGAACUAGGGUCUUGGAUUUGUUGCAAAACAUGACAGGACUAGCCACUCUGUAUGACUUCACUAGGAAAGUGCCUUACAAAACAGGAUUAGUUACUAAAUUGAUGCAACUAGCAGAAGCGAAGAAUGCAUUGAAGGCAAACGAAUCUAUAGUUUUUGAAGAUUGUAGUGACACGGUGUGGACAGCAUUGAGUGAAGAUAUCAUGAAGAGUGUCAAGUAUAUGGUGGAAUUCUUGGUUAAGAAGAGCAAGGUAUUAUUGUAUCAAGGGCAUUUUGAUUUGAGAGAUGGAGUGGUUUCUACUGAGGCUUGGGUUAAGACAAUGAAAUGGGAAGGGAUAGGGAAGUAUUUGACGUCUGAGAGAAAGAUUUGGAAAGUGAACGGAGUGCUUGCUGGAUACGUGCAGAAGUGGGGGAGUUUCAGCAAUGCUGUGGUGUUGGGGGCUGGGCAUCUCGUGCCUACUGACCAGGCAGUGCAUUCUCAGGCUAUGAUAGAGGAUUGGGUCCUGGAAAAGGGAGUCUUUGCUAAUGAGCAGGGAAAGGAUUCUGUGUCUGAUUUCAGGGCUGCACUCUGA